UGCCAGAAGUUCAUUCUAAAUAUAUAUAACUCUUUCUUCCCCUGCCUUUUUUUUAAAAAUGACAAUGUCACCAGGUAUCCGUUACAGCACUGAUGUGAGUGUGGAUGAAGUGAAAGCCCUGGCUUCUUUAAUGACAUACAAGUGUGCAGUGGUUGAUGUGCCAUUUGGGGGUGCUAAAGCAGGUGUUAAGAUCAACCCCAAGAACUAUACAGAUAACGAAUUAGAAAAGAUCACACGGAGGUUCACUAUGGAGCUGGCAAAGAAGGGAUUUAUUGGUCCUGGCAUUGAUGUGCCUGCCCCAGACAUGAGCACGGGUGAGCGGGAGAUGUCCUGGAUCGCUGACACCUAUGCCAGCACCAUAGGACACUAUGAUAUCAAUGCACAUGCCUGUGUUACUGGUAAACCAAUCAGUCAAGGAGGUAUCCACGGGCGCAUCUCUGCUACUGGCCGUGGUGUUUUCCAUGGAAUUGAAAACUUCAUCAAUGAAGCUUCUUACAUGAGCAUUUUAGGAAUGACACCAGGGUUUGGUGAUAAGACAUUUGUUGUUCAGGGAUUUGGUAACGUGGGCCUGCACUCUAUGAGGUAUUUACAUCGUUUUGGUGCUAAAUGUGUUGGUGUUGGUGAAUCUGAUGGGAGCAUAUGGAAUCCAGACGGUAUUGACCCAAAGGAACUAGAAGAUUUCAAGUUGCAACAUGGAUCAAUUCUGGGCUUCCCCAAAGCAAAGGUCUAUGAAGGAAGCAUUUUGGAGGCUGACUGUGACAUCCUAAUCCCUGCAGCCAGCGAGAAGCAGUUGACCAAGUCCAAUGCACCCAAAGUCAAAGCCAAGAUCAUUGCCGAAGGAGCCAAUGGACCAACCACUCCAGAGGCUGAUAAGAUCUUCCUGGAAAGGAACAUCAUGGUUAUUCCGGAUCUCUACUUAAAUGCUGGAGGAGUGACAGUGUCUUACUUUGAGUGGCUGAAGAAUCUAAAUCAUGUCAGCUAUGGCCGAUUGACCUUCAAAUACGAAAGGGACUCUAAUUACCACUUGCUCAUGUCUGUUCAAGAGAGUUUAGAGAGAAAAUUUGGAAAGCAUGGUGGAACUAUUCCUGUGGUCCCUACAGCAGAGUUCCAAGACAGGAUAUCGGGUGCCUCUGAGAAAGACAUUGUGCACUCUGGCUUGGCCUACACCAUGGAGAGAUCUGCCAGGCAAAUUAUGCGCACAGCCAUGAAGUAUAACCUGGGAUUGGACCUAAGAACAGCUGCCUAUGUCAAUGCCAUUGAGAAAGUCUUCAAGGUGUACAACGAAGCUGGCGUGACCUUCACAUAGACAGGUCACCACUAACUUCUUUACCACCCACUUCACCUAUAACUUCUGCAGACCUGUCACAAGUUUACAUGUAACCACAGAAAUCUGUUCUUGUGACUCAUUAGCUAAUGGACACUGUUCUCAGCAAGUCAGUCUGAAUCAGCCCCUUAAGAGAGAUUAGGUUAGAGGAUCAUGUACAAGCUGAUGUGUAAAAGUAGGAAUCACGUGUAUCAGAAAGCCGGUUAGGUACUUUUUCUACAUAAAGUCCCUGCCUGCCUCCUGGCUGUGCUGCCUUGUUCUAGGCCCUUCCCAACAGGGUCAGUGCUGUUGCCAGGGAAGGCAGUCAAGAGCACUCAGCCACUUCUGGACAAGUCUGGGAACUUGGACACAUAAAAGAAUAGGUGUGUGGCAUUUUCCAAAGGUGGCAUGGUCCUUAAAUGAGUUAUUGCUAUUUUACAUCUACAAAAUAACUCAGUUUUCUAAGUUGCAAACAAAAAUAAAAGCUAUUUCUCUUAUGUAUUUUAUUCUUUCAGAAUAAAAUUAGUACAUGCUGCUGUAAUAAAAUUGCCUUUAAUCACUUAAGCCUAACCUUGACUCAAGCAGUGAAUGCCUAAAAACAUAAUCAAUGGAAGAAGCUAGUUUUUUACAGCAUAAAACAGAAUCAUUUAUAUAGCUUAUUGGCACUGCAUUGCUGUCCAGGAAAAACAAAGUGGCACUAUGGAAGCACUCUCCUCAUACCUGCAAGUGACAGGGACUCUGGGGAAUUUGUAGCACAGUCCAGGGAGAGCAAUAACCUAUUUACCAUGAAAAUGACUUGUUCCUCCCAUCUGAAGAUCUAUUGUGUUGAGUAAUUGAACCAUAAUUCAAAUAGUGUCCCAGAAAAAAACCUUUGGGCUCCCUGUUUGGAGUCUGGCUGGCUCCAAGCACAGCCAGUGGCCCUCAAUUGACUGUAUGCCCCUUCUUCUGAGGCUUUGCAUUCUGCAUACCGCUUCACUAACAGCAGGCUGGUGACUGCCUGGAGUUGACUUUUGUUUGGGGAGUCAUUGGCCAGGGCUUUUGAACAGGAGUGUUCCACAGAAGUACCAGAUAUUAUUUAUAUGAGAAUGAGUGCUUUUUUUUUUUAACAAUAUCCUUUCAGAAAUUUCUAACUACUUUGUAACUGCAUGAUUAACUUGGUGAUAAAAGCAGUUAUUAAAAGUCUACCUUUUCCAAAGA
This is a messenger RNA of Cricetulus griseus (Chinese hamster), 2500 nucleotides long. The record is from RefSeq and is a predicted model, not a curated record. Lineage: Eukaryota; Metazoa; Chordata; Mammalia; Rodentia; Cricetidae.